AACAGGGAGAUUUUUAGGAAUAAUUCCGUUGCAGAGUCUUAAUAAAUAACACAAAUUAAGGAAUAUGUACCCAUCACAAAUGACGACAUGCAUACAUCUUUAGUUACUUAAUAAUAAUUAUGUCACAUUGAUACACUUAAUGCUUGUACAACAACUUCACAUCGUGCAUUUGGGCUAAAUUCCUUGUAAAUUAUAAUGUAAUACAAUUGCGACAUGUGUGGGGCUUAUCUUAUGCAGAUUACGUUAUCAAAAAUGCCAUACUACAUGGCUUCUGUUUAAGCACUUUUUGACUGUCGAGGCAUUUAAGUAAGUUGUCGAUUUACCUCAACCUGGUCAAUUAAACAAAAAUGUUACUACGCUUCUUAUUCCUGGCGUCACUUGUUCACACCGUUUUUGGACACCUUUCCCCCAUAGCGGCUCGACUUCCUUUGGUGGGCACCCCUUCACCGCCCGGAUCGCCAUGGCCAAGGCCUGAAAGCUUAGUGAAUGACACAAAAUUUGCCACCAUUUCCGGCCGAGAUUUCACUUUCUACUCAAACGUAGAAUGUCCCCUCCUUUCAACCGCUUUCGCCCGGUAUGACGCCAAGUUUCUCUUCCGCAACGUGGAGGUCACUCCUUCCAGCAGCACCCCACUCUUGUCCCGAGUUUUGGUCAACAUCCCGGAAAAUGCGGCUCAGAAUUUGUGCAACGACUAUCCCAAGUUGUACACAGAAGAGGACAGAAACUACGAGAGAUAUACGAUUGACAUAUCUCUGGUGAGUGACAAUCAGGUUUCUGCCGUCAUCACGGGUUGGACCGUGUGGGGUGCACUUUACGGAAUGGAGACUUUUUCUCAACUGAUCUGGAAGGAUGAGACAGCGUCCCACUUUUACGUAAAUUUGACCCAAAUCUCGGACGCUCCAAGAUUCCCGCAUCGGGGUCUGAUGUUGGACACGGCGAGGCAUUACGUAGAUCUUCCAAUUAUUCAGACAGUUUUGGAUGGAAUGGCGAUGAACAAAUUAAACGUGUUCCAUUGGCAUUUGGUAGAUGAUCAGAGCUUUCCCUUUGUGAGCGGCAGGUAUCCUGACUUGGCCAAAAAGGGAGCCUAUCCAGGACUGACCUAUGAGCCUGAAGAAGUCCAAGCAAUCAUGGAUUACGCGAGAGAUCGAGGGAUUCGUGUAAUUCUCGAGUUUGACACGCCAGGUCAUACGCUUGGGUUUGGGAAAACAUUUCCGAAUAUUCUUACUCCAUGUUACGACGAGAAUGGGGAGAACCCAGGCACCGCAAUCCCAGGAAAGCACGCCGCGUAUGAAAUUUUAGAUCCAACCAAUGAAGACACAUUCGAAGUGAUGCGAGAAUUUUUCACGGAGAUAAGAAAUGUCACGAGAGACGAGUAUGUUCAUUUGGGGAUGGAUGAGGUCUACCCUGCAUGCUGGAAUUCCUCUCCCGUAGUUCGAAAAUUUAUGAAAGAACAGGUUCCACCAAUGCUCAAAAUCCACGACUUGGAAGAAUACUAUGUUACUCGACAUCUCGAAAUGAUCAAGCAACUAGGACUCAAGUCCAUCAUUUGGCAUGAUCCGAUCGACUAUGGAGUUGAUGUUUCCAAAGAUGUCAUCAUCCAAGUCUGGAAGGGAGGCGAUGCAGCUACCCCAGAUUCUUGGGUCCCUUAUUGGAGGAAAGCCUUAGAACUGAAUUACACUUCGAUCCUCUCAUCCUGCUGGUAUCUGAACUACAUUUCAUACGGAGGAGCUAGCAGUUCCGAGUUUCGCAAGUAUUACGAGUGCGACCCCAUCAAGAAACUACCAAGGAUAACUGAGGAGCAAAGGAAGCUCGUGUUGGGUGGGGAAGCUGCCUGUUGGGGUGAAUAUGUGGACUCGACCAAUCUUCUCACGAGAAUAUUUCCUUUGGUCGGGACCAUGGCGGAGCGGCUCUGGUCCAAGGAAUUCGAAAUUGAUACCAAAAUUACGGAUGACGCGUGGCACAGGCUGGACCAACAUCGGUGUCGUAUGUUGUGGAGAGGAAUAACAGCUCAACCCCUCUUCAACGGGUAUUGUUUUCCCGAGGAGAAAACCGGGCUAAGAAAACCUCAGGUGGAUAACAGCGGUGCGAUGGGGAAUAAUAUGGGAAUUGUUACUUUCUUUGGAACCAUGUGGUUACUAUUUUGUACCAGAUUUGCAAAUAAUUAAAAGACCACUUAUGUUUUGGCUAGAUAGAGCAUUUAUAAAACAUUAGUAAAAUUUACAAGAGAAUUAUAACCAUUAUAUAAUUAUCACAGUAGUAUUUUAAUUAUAAUAAAUAAAACAUUAUCCCAG
Folsomia candida is the source of this 2291-nucleotide messenger RNA. RefSeq names its product beta-hexosaminidase subunit alpha. The record is from RefSeq and is a predicted model, not a curated record. The transcript is spliced from 11 exons. Bases 348 to 2165 code for a protein of 605 amino acids. NCBI's taxonomy places the organism in Eukaryota, Metazoa, Arthropoda, Collembola, Entomobryomorpha, Isotomidae. Gene Ontology annotation, cellular component: membrane. Gene Ontology annotation, biological process: carbohydrate metabolic process; ganglioside catabolic process; glycosaminoglycan metabolic process. Gene Ontology annotation, molecular function: beta-N-acetylhexosaminidase activity.